Messenger RNA from Colletotrichum destructivum, 1789 nucleotides. RefSeq lists its product as uncharacterized. NCBI's taxonomy places the organism in Eukaryota, Fungi, Ascomycota, Sordariomycetes, Glomerellales, Glomerellaceae. The coding region runs from base 435 to 1733 and encodes 432 amino acids. The record is from RefSeq and is a predicted model, not a curated record. The transcript has 2 exons.
CAGUGCAGUCUCACAACGACAAUCCAUGAGGGGACCUGGCUCAUCAGCCGAUCCCUAUAUCUCAACUUGUUUCUAUUUAUCGAUCGAACUAUCAGGCUGAAUCUCGACUCUUCUGACGCUCAUCAAAUACUGAAUCUGGCCAAGAACCGUGCACUUGAGCCCCUAUCGCCAUCAACGAUCGGGAUCAAACCUCUCACACUGCUAGAGGGUGCAUUGAAUCAAAAAGCUAAUUCGAUGUUGCACUGCAUUUCGAAAACUUGUCUUGUUUGUUCUACAAAAGCGAAUGGUUGAGGUCUGGAUCGUAUCACUAUCUGAACCUCACAAAUAGUGAACACUUUUGCGCGAUUCCCGCCGAGAUAGACUUCUAAGGUCAAGGCCAACAUCUCCUAUCUGGUUCUGUUCAUCUGGACCAACACUAAGCCCUAUACAGCAAUAUGGCACGACUAAUGCCAGACGAAAUAUGGGUUUCGAUUCUCUCCUACCUGCCCGACUUUCACUGCCUCAGAAAUGUAGCUCUGGUUUCUCCAACACACCUCCGCUGCGCCCCUUCGGCAUGUCGACAAGUGCUUCUGAACGAAAUAGGCUACCGCACACUCCCUGAUGCCAUAACGGCACUCGAGUCCUCGAAAAUCCAUCCGAAAGACCAACAUCUGGUUGUAGGCUUUAGUGAUGCAUACCUCAAGAGGCGAGCUCUUAUUCCACCAACGAUCAACCUGUCAGAUGGCGCUGCCCUGUCGGAGCUACAUAAGUACGUCAGCCACCUGGGGUCAAAGUUGCAGGAAAUCUCUCUGCAUCGUCUGGUGAAGGAACAGCGUGGCCUCGCCAACGACCGCCAUGACUGGCCAGACGCCCCCGCCACAGCCGAGAAGCCUACGGCUACCGAAACUGCCCGGUUCCAGAGAGCCCUGUACCGGUUCGAGAUCUACUGCAAGCUAUUCAAGGACCCAGAAGUUGUACGCUUCAACAUGGAUGUGGUCAACUUCCAGAGAGCACACUUUUUUGAGUGCUUGUCACCUUGGGAGAUCGAGCAGCUGGUAGCCAUCAGGGACCUACUCGCGGCAGCUGUCAUUGGCCCUCCACUGCGUGCUCUUGUAGAGCUGCGAAAGAACGAGGCCCUGCAGGCCCAUCACUGUGGUCCACGGCACGGCUCGCAAGUAGUGUACUGGACGAGUCCAAUUUUGCCUCCCAAUCUGGAGCGUCGCGACUGUCACAUCAAUCAGAACCAAGCGCGACUAUUGUGUUUUGGGAUAAAGUUUCUCUACGAAGUGUCCGUCUCGCCAUAUGCACACUUCUACCAACUCCUCCGGGAUCUUCCGCAACAGCCGCGUUACGCCAGCUACAACCGGGUGGGCGAAAUCUACUCCUGGUUUACUGACGCGGUCGAUGAGUGUGUUGAGCUGAGCAAUCUGGAACUCCCAUUCCAAAAGGCACUCUCAUCUUACACCGAGGAUGAGUACAAGGCCUACGUGCGGCAAUCCUUGGUCGCGGAGGAUCCCGACAAGGGGCCAGAAGAAGCAUGGUAUUGGGCAUAUCAAUCGUUCCCCGGAUCGACCUGCAACGACCUACGGAUGACCAACUGUCGACUCUUUGGCUUGUUUUUCUGGGACUCGAGUCGCCUCAAGACCAUCAACUUCUUCACGCGCGUCGAUUUCUGGUGGUGGCGGUGGGAGGGGGGCCGACAACCGGAUUUUGAUUGGGAAGUUGGUGCACCCUAUCCUCCAGCGUUCUUUUGAUGUAAAUCGCUUCGACCAUGAGCCGCAAAGAAUUCCAGAUAUAAGAGUUUACGAGU